Octodon degus (degu) is the source of this 1777-nucleotide messenger RNA. RefSeq names its product homeobox B2 (gene Hoxb2). The transcript is spliced from 2 exons. Gene Ontology annotation, molecular function: DNA-binding transcription factor activity, RNA polymerase II-specific; DNA binding. Gene Ontology annotation, biological process: regulation of DNA-templated transcription. Bases 526 to 1599 code for a protein of 357 amino acids. The record is from RefSeq and is a predicted model, not a curated record. NCBI's taxonomy places the organism in Eukaryota, Metazoa, Chordata, Mammalia, Rodentia, Octodontidae.
GAAAAUUUUCGGGAAUGGGGCUAUUGCUUCCCAGGAUUCAGCCGUUUGCCAGGGUCCCACAACCUCCCAUGCUGGGAAGAAAAGGAGGAAGAGGUUGGCCCAGCUUUUCAGAAGGGUAGUUGUGUGGCAAAGAGGAUGUGUAGGACUGCUCUAGGAACGGGGGCUACUCGGGUCCUGGGCCUCUGGAGUUUUUGCAUCAAUUAAAGCAAAUAAUGCUCUCUGUUUUCCAGCAGACCUAGACAAGCGAUUGGCGGAGGCCAGUCUCGUGACCACGAAUUCCCUGCAAUUUCGCUGGAGUCCUGGGCUUAAUAGAGAGAGUCCCCAUACGCUUGUAUUUAUCAGCAAUAUAUAAUAAUAAAGGCUCAAUUUUUUAAAAAAAAAAAAGAGCAAGAGAGAGCGAGAGCAAAAUCUCCCCCUCCCAAAAUCGCUCCACUGCAGAAACCUGGGGGGGGCAGGAGGGGGGGUCCCUUCCGAUCCUCCCUCCUGGCGCCCCCCCAGCAGCCCCCUCCCCCACCACUGAAAGCCAUGAAUUUUGAAUUUGAGAGGGAGAUUGGUUUUAUAAACAGCCAGCCAUCGCUCGCCGAGUGUCUGACUUCCUUCCCCGCUGUCUUGGAGACAUUUCAAACUUCAUCAAUCAAGGAGUCGACAUUAAUUCCUCCUCCUCCUCCUUGUGAGCAAACCUUCCCCAGCCUCCAGUCCAGCGCCUCCACCCUUCAGAGACCCGGGAGCCAAAAGCGAGCCGAAGAUGGGCCUGCUCGACCGCCACCCACGCAGCCCCCGCCGCCUGUCCCCGCUGCAUCCCCGGCCCCCGAGUUCCCCUGGAUGAAAGAGAAGAAAUCCACCAAGAAACCCAGCCAACCCGCCUCGUCGCCGGCCCCGGCCGCAGCCUCUGUCCCGGCCUCCGGGGUUGGCUCGCCCGCAGAUGGGCCCGGACUGGCUGAGGGCGGCGGCGGCAGCAGCGGGGCGCGCAGGUUGCGCACGGCGUAUACCAACACGCAGCUGCUGGAGCUGGAGAAGGAAUUCCACUUUAACAAGUAUCUGUGCCGGCCGCGCCGCGUCGAGAUCGCAGCCCUGCUGGACCUCACCGAAAGGCAGGUCAAAGUCUGGUUCCAGAACCGGCGCAUGAAGCACAAGCGGCAGACGCAGCAGCGAGAGCCGCCCGACGGGGAUCCCGCUUGCCUGGGAGCGCUGGAGGACGCCGGCGAUGCCGCCGAGGAAGCCGCAUCCAGCCCAGGCGGCCCCUCCGCCUCCCGGGGGGCGCUGGACGUUCGACUGGGCUCGGCUCAGAUCGCGCCGGGACUCCCAGGGGUGCCGGGCCCCGGGCCGGAGGCUGCGGGGACGCCGAGCCCCGAGUGCGCGCUGCGCAGAGGCGGCGCGCUGGACACCGAGCCUUCGCUCGAAGACGGCUUCCUGGAGCGCCAGGACUCGCCUUUCCUGCCCGACCUCAGCUUCUUCGCCGCAGACUCCUGCCUGCAACUGUCCGGGGAAGGCCUCUCGCCCCCGGCGCAGGGCUCGCUGCACAGCCCGGUCCCUUUCUCCGAGGAGGAGCUGGACUUCUUCACCAGCUCGCUGUGCGCCAUCGAUGUGCAGUUUCCCUGACGCGCGCGUCCUCCCAGCGUCCCGGCCCGCGCUCCGGGCGGCCGCGGGGAGAACCAGCCUUCUGCACCCCCAGUCGCAUUUACUUAUGUUUUUACUAAACAUCCAGGUACUACUGAAUUAGCGUUUCAUCCACUCCUUACUUCGUUAUUUUCAAAUCACGCAAAAGAAAAAAAAAGAA